Messenger RNA from Mus caroli (Ryukyu mouse), 4647 nucleotides. RefSeq names its product MAX dimerization protein 1 (gene Mxd1). Gene Ontology annotation, biological process: negative regulation of transcription by RNA polymerase II. The record is from RefSeq and is a predicted model, not a curated record. Lineage: Eukaryota; Metazoa; Chordata; Mammalia; Rodentia; Muridae. Gene Ontology annotation, molecular function: DNA-binding transcription factor activity, RNA polymerase II-specific; protein dimerization activity; RNA polymerase II cis-regulatory region sequence-specific DNA binding.
GCGGCGGCGAGUCGGGAUAAACACUCGGCGGUGGCGGCUGGGCUCCUGUCUCCGUGCUGUCCCAUCGCUGCCCCUCCUGGCUGGCCAGCGCGGCGGCUCCUCGGUGUUCCCGGCCGGUGGCCCCCGGGCACGGAGAGGCGGCCAGCCGGGUGCAGGAUGGCGACAGCCGUCGGGAUGAACAUCCAGCUGCUGCUGGAGGCGGCCGACUACCUGGAGCGGCGGGAGAGAGAAGCUGAACAUGGGUAUGCCUCCAUGUUGCCAUAUAGCAAGGACAGAGAUGCCUUCAAACGGAGGAACAAGCCCAAGAAGAACAGCACCAGUAGCAGAUCAACUCACAAUGAGAUGGAAAAGAACAGGCGUGCUCACCUCCGCCUGUGCCUAGAGAAGCUAAAGGGAUUGGUACCGCUGGGCCCUGAGUCAAGCCGACACACCACCCUGAGCUUGCUGACAAAAGCCAAAUUGCACAUAAAGAAACUUGAAGACUGUGACAGAAAAGCUGUCCACCAAAUAGACCAGCUUCAGCGGGAACAGCGGCACCUGAAGCGGAGGCUGGAGAANCUGGGUGCCGAGAGGACUCGGAUGGACAGCGUGGGCUCUGUGGUGUCCUCGGAGCGCUCCGACUCUGAUAGGGAAGAGCUGGACGUGGACGUGGAUGUAGACGUGGACGUGGACGUGGAUGUGGAGGGCACAGACUACCUCAAUGGGGACCUGGGCUGGAGCAGCAGCGUGAGUGACUCGGACGAGCGAGGCAGCAUGCAGAGCCUGGGCAGUGACGAGGGCUACUCCAGUGCCACUGUCAAAAGAGCCAAGCUCCAGGACGGGCACAAGGCGGGCCUCGGUCUAUAGGAGAGUCCUCUCCACCUCACCGGGUUAGGUAGUGUACCGGACCUGUCCAGACGCCCUUGCACGCAAACCUCAUGUACCACCUUGACCAAUAGCAGCUCUGUCCACUUUGCAGAAAGCACAUGGGGUUGUGGUCUUGAGCGCAGUCAGUAGCUUCUCUGUCCAUACAUGUCGGCACUGAGAGAUGCACAUUCCAAUCAGUUCAGAGCACCCAAGAAUCCUUAGCCCAAGCAAGUGUCACCUCUCAGCAGCCCCCUGUGCACUGUCCUGCAGCUGACGAGAUCUUUCCUAGUUUUCUGGCUCACGAUGAUACUCACCCAGGAGAGAAGUUCGAGCUUUGUCUGGCGCGUAGGAAACCACAGCAAGCAAACUUCUCAAAGGGAACUCAAUCUCAGAAACCCCAAAGGAAGCUUUGAAAGCAAAACCGAAGAGCACUGAGAAGCCAGGAGCACCUCCAGCAAGCCCUGCUGCGGCCCUACUGUGGCCCGGUCGCAGUGCUGAGGCGGCUCUGCUUAAGAGCGGGCACUCGGCAGCUCAGGAGAACAGUGUGCCCCCUGCGUGCUGUUCUGGGGGCUUGGUGUGUGCUGUGUCUCAAGGCCCCCCCAUGCCCCGAGUUUGUUGAUGCUCCUUGUCUCUGGAACAUUGUCCUACCUCAGAGAUAGAUGAGACCUCCUUGUCCACAUGACGAAGUCACUGCUUCUUUGUCCCCAUGGUCCCUCCCAUCUGCGCCCCUGUCGGAUUCCCAGCAAUAACUGAGUUUUGGCACUGGCUGAGCUAGUAGCCACUAUCUGUGAGAGAAAGAGGCCACAUUUCUUCUCUGUGGCAAGUGCACGGGAGGGUUCCCCACGUCACCAGAGCCCUCCUGCUAAGUUAUCUUUGAACACAUCUGGGAGUUUCCUUCUGGAGACGUCCGGGUCUGUGGCUAAAAGGAUGAUUUUUUUCCCCUUGUGGCAUUUUUAUUUAAGGUAAACCAGAGCACAUGUGUAUGUACAUAAGACACACAACACCUAUAAAUACUAUUUAUUCAUUUUAUAUAAACUAAUGUAAUGCAAUAUAAAUUCUUAUGACUGCUUUUAUAGAUGUUCUAGAAACUUUGUACGUAGCUGUCUACAAAAUUAAUUCAUUCCCCUGAAUAUUUUUGCAUUCAUACUCUGAGGUCUGGAUGUUUUCAGCCUCUGGCGAGUCUUUUUCACUGAAUCCGAACCACCUAUAAAGACUGUGCUCUGUGGCCGAACCUGUGUCACCAGGUAAUGGGACAGUCCUGAGAUCCACAGGUGUCACCUAAGGGCUCCACAGCUGACUCAACAGCAGGCAGCUACACAGUCACACACCCCCUCCUCAAGUCCAAACACACCCUGGCAGAGAGAAUAGUCCCANCCACACAAGGUCACUGUGGAAGGCAUGUGUUCCUUGAUGGUCCCAAAGUCCUGUUUUGGCUUUUUUUUUAACUUGUUGGAGUGUUUUCCAAAUACCAGCUGAAAUGUAGCCCAGAAACACAGCUUGGAUACCAUUUGUGUUUGUAAAGCCCCUUCCAGAGCCUAGCAGCGCAGGUGUCCAGGGAGCUGGCAGGCCUGGCUCUAGAUACAGCUGUGCCUGGAGGGCCCCUGGAUCCCCACCCGUUAGACCUCGAGGGCAUCAGGUCUGUUCACUGCACCCAAAGGCAACGGGAGGACGCUGUGGGCUGCCCAGGGGAGGGAACAAACCUCUACACAUCUUUAUUCCACUUAGAAGGUAUCUGAGAGACACCGCCAUUCUCUGUGCUUUCAUUGUUGCGCCUUUGAGUUAAACUGCUUUUUAUUUUUUAUUUUUGUCUUUCAGUUGAAAUAUGAAGUGUACUGUCCCAACAUAAAACAGUGAUUAUUUGACCUUCACCCUGUUUGUCUGGUCCUUGCAUAGGUGUGUAUGUAGAUCUCUGUAUUCUUAGAGCACUUGACAGGCUAACUGCCAAGGGCAGGCCUGACUCUGGAAGCUGGACUGAGUCACUGUGGUAGGCAGGCUUUUCUCUGACCAAAACUGUAACUUUUGGGGACCUGCAGGCGUUGCCCAGGGCAGCUAAUUCCCACCCAGUCUCUCCUUCACUCAUCACCAGCACGUCUGCCAAGAGCUAGGCUCCAGGGUGGUUUUUGUCUGCUUAAGCAAAAGGAGAAACCUUUCUAUUAAAGUUGUUGGGGGGGGGGGAGCGCGUGAGGAAGACGCAGGUAUGAACCCCAGCAUUAAGACUUUGACGUUGUACAAGAACAGAAGUGUGUCAGUCAGUGAAGCCCCUGGAUAUUUAUAUGUGAAAGUUCCUUCUGAAACUAAAAUCUCAGCUGUACCCUAGCGACACUGUCGCAAUAUAAGUGGGAUCACANGAGCUUGCUGUCAACUUCAUCCCAUGCCACAAGGAAAUUGUCUGCAUCGCCCGGAAAACACAGAAUGGCUUUGGAUGUCUGCCCUGCAGCCAACAAGUGUUGAUUCGGGUUUUCUUUGGCUAGCCAGGUAUCUUGAAAUCAGUAGCACCGACCAGUGCCUCUGCCCUUGAAGAACUGGUGCUGGCUUGGUGAGGCCAUGAACAGGACCUGAUUUUCCCUCCGGACCCAAGGCUAGAAUGUCUCCAGCUGGGAUCCCUGAGUUGGGCAGGCCCAACCCUACAGUGGCUCCUGGGAUAGUUUUACUGUUUGUUUUUAAAGUAGCAUUUUCACCUACCCCUGNUGUGUUCGACAGAAGCCGGGCUUUCCUGUGGCCCUUCUCCCCAUGUCUGAUGGGGCCAAGGAUGUUUGGGGUGUAAGAACACAGGAGAUGGCAUAUGAUACUCAAAACCUUCUAGCAAUAUCUUGGGGACUUGACGAUGAGUUCUGUGGACUUUCUCCCUCUUGCCUUCUUCCCUGCCCCUUCAAGAGAGAACUUAUUUUUUGAAGAGCAUAUAUAGACACAUUAAGGUUUUAUACCAUGCUGUAUUGGCAGGAAUACCACUUUUGUUGUGGUCUGUAAUUUAUCAGCCACAUCCUGCUUUCUGUUUCUUUCCUGGCUCCAGUGUUUUGUCUCCCUGCUUGACCAUCCCUGUGUGUGUCCUGCUAUUUUUCUGUCUCUUUGGUAUUUCAAUGGCUGCUACUCCUGACUUAGUGCUUCUGGGAGAAGCCAGUGCAGCGCCUUUUGCCGUGUGCUGGCCACUCUCGUGCUGUGUGCCCAGAGCACUGUAGUCUGCAGCAUGGUUCGUUUUCAGAGAUCCUGGGUUGAGGUGGUGUGAAAUGUGAUCCAUCAAUACUUCUAAUACUUUUCUUUAACUGUGGGCUUCUAAAAGAAAUCGUUGAUUGGCACCAUUACAUUCCACUCGUGGAUGGCCAAAGAAAUUGACUGUUUAGCGUAUCUCAAAAUCAGACGGUGAGAAUCAGGAAGGCGCUCUGUGCUGGGCUAUGCCUGGAUGUCUUCCUUUGCAUUCUUACUCUGUCUAGGAGGGCAGUGGGUUGAAGAGGGCAUUCUUCUUUUUAGCUUUGAUCUAAAAAACCAAGCUUGCCUCUACCGCUGUCCCUAGAAUUGGUGCUCUGGUAUGUUGCUGUGAGUGGCUAGUUUGGGGGACCAUCUUUCUAAAGGUGGACGGCCUCCGCAGGAGAGCCGCGUGUGAAGAACAGGAAGCGCGUUUCNAGGUGUUUCUUUCUGUAAAUAUGGUGCCAAUGUAAACCUCUGCUGAGACUGGAGAAUGGUGCUUGGGGGGGGGGGGCUGCAGUUAGCACACUUGUUUUUAGAAGCCAUCAUGAUUUAGAGACUCCUUGCUGUGUGUAAAGUUAUGUGUCCGUCCAUUAACAAAUAAAUUAUUUCACUAUUAAA